This is a messenger RNA of Sciurus carolinensis (gray squirrel), 2013 nucleotides long. RefSeq names its product thioredoxin domain containing 2 (gene Txndc2). The coding region runs from base 643 to 2013 and encodes 456 amino acids. NCBI's taxonomy places the organism in Eukaryota, Metazoa, Chordata, Mammalia, Rodentia, Sciuridae. The record is from RefSeq and is a predicted model, not a curated record. The transcript has 2 exons.
CUCUGGCUUCCUGCCCACCAUGGGCUUCUCCCUCUUGCCUGUGCCCCUACCAUUGUGAUGCCAUCCACCAUGGGGCUCUUACCAGAGCUGAGCUGAUGGGCAUCACACCCUUGAGCCCCCAAAACGGUGAGCCAGAUGAAUCUCUUUUCUUUAUAAAAUACCCCACCUCAGGUAUUUUGUUAUAGUAACAGAAAAACAGGUUAAUACAACGGGUGAGUCAUAAAGGGAAAACUGAAGUUGGACAAUCCUGGACAGAGAUCUUAGGAAAGUUGAUUCACACCACCCACACUGGACAGGACGUUGGGCAGUGAGUAGCCCUGAGUCAUAGUUCAGAGUGUGGACUUGGAACUUGCCCUCCACCCUAGGUCUGUGACCUUGAGCAAGCCACGUGCUGCAAGGCUGUUCCCUCCUUUGUAAAGUGCUGAUCAUAAUGGUACUUACCUCAGUGGCCUGCUACAGGGCCCAGCCCUGCGCGCCAGCCGACAGGGAGCUCUUGGUUGUCACUGUGGGGAACCUGAGUGGGAAAACCAACGGUAGAAUGCUGCCUGAGCAGAGGUGGCCCCUCGCAUUUCGAUGCUCGCUUGGAUAGGUGGGGGAAAGGCCACGUGAAGGGUCAGGAGAGGGUGUGGACAGGAGCUGGAAAUGGAAAGUGUUCCCACCAGAGCCUCAGAAGAACCACAAAUGAGACUGGACAACCCAGAGGAAGCCACUGAAGAUGCCGCCACAGAAAGACCCUUACAGGUUUUGACCAACAAGGUGACUCUUCUGGUCCCAGAGUUCUUGAACACAGUCCAGGCCAAAGAGAAGACCUUUGUCCCUGUGGUCAGCAACACACUCCACCUGCCCUCAGAGAGGUCUCAGGUCCUGCAGCAGGGCAGUGACCUCCCCAAGUUCUCAGCAAACCCCCCCGAGUCUGUUCAGGGCACUGUCUCCAAGACCACAGCAAAAACUGUGCCCCCCAAACAGGGGAACGUUCCCAAGUCCCCGGCAGACCCGGUCCAGCCCAAGCAGGGCAGCGCCCCCAAGCUCUUGGCAAAAGCUAUGCAGCUCAAACACAGGAACACCCCCAAGAGUUCAGCCAUCAGCCCAGAGUCCCAGCAGGGCAGCAGUGUGAAGACCUUGGAGAAGAGCACACAGUCCAAGAAGGGAGACUCCCCCAAGUCCCUAGACGAAGCCAUCCAGGCCAGGGUGGGCACUGUCCCCAAGUCCUUAAAUGUAGCCAUCCAGGCCAGGGUGGGAAAGGCCCCCAAGACCUUAAAUGAAGUCAUGCAGCCCAGGGUGGACAGUGUCCCCAAGUCUGCAGAGGAGACCAUGCAGCCCAGGGCGGGCAGUGUCCCCAAGUCUUCAGAGGAGACCAUGCAGCCCAGGGCGGGCAGUGUCCCCAAGUCUGCAGAGGAGACCAUGCAGCCCAGGGCGGGCAGUGUCCCCAAGUCUGCAGAGGAGACCAUGCAGCCCAGGGCGGGCAGUGUCCCCAAGUCUGCAGAGGAGACCAUGCAGCCCAGGGCGGGCAGUGUCCCCAAGUCUGCAGAGGAGACCAUGCAGCCCAGGGUGGGCAGUGUCCCCAAGUCUUCAGAGGAGACCAUGCAGCCCAAAGAGGGUGACGUCCCCGUGUCCCCAGAGGAGCAGCCCAUCCUGCUCGUGGAAGGCGAAACCCUGGAGCUAGAGGAGCAGGCACAGGAGCUCCUGCACGUGGACUUGGUCAAAGAGAUCUUGAGCCCGGAGGACUUCCGGGAGGCGCUCACGACGGCCGGGGAGCAGCUGGUGGUGGUGGAGUUCUCGGCCAUGUGGUGUGGGCCUUGCAGGGGCAUCCGGCCGCUCUUCCAUGCCCUGUCGCUGAAGCACAAGGACGUGUUGUUCCUGGAGGUGGACAUAGACAUCUGCGAGGAACUGGUGAAAGAGUGCGAGGUCUUCUCUCUCCCGACCUUCCAGUUUUAUAAGAAAGCAGAGAAGGUGGGCGAGUUCAGUGGUGCUCUUAUAGAAAGACUGGAGGCAACCAUCGCAGAAUUAAAGUGA